Messenger RNA from Sphenostylis stenocarpa, 510 nucleotides. The record is from the annotation of a GenBank genome assembly. Lineage: Eukaryota; Viridiplantae; Streptophyta; Magnoliopsida; Fabales; Fabaceae.
AUGCUCGAGGAACGACCCGUUUUGUUCAGGAAGAGCCCUUCCCGGAGGCGCUUGAGACCCAGCUUUGACACCGAUGAUAGGGGUUGGACCUCUCUUCAUGUUUUCGCUAGGAAAGGCGAUCUCAAAUUGGUUAAAAAACUUCUCAAUGAAGGAAUGGAUGUCAAUGUAUCUGCAUGGGGCCCUAAAUCGAAAGGGGUGACCCCUCUUCACCUUGCUGCGGAAGGUGGUCACAUUGGAGUGAUGGACGUACUACUUGAGCGUGGUGCUGACAUUGAUGCUAGAACUAAGGGUGCUUGUGGCUGGACACCACUUCACAUUGCUGCGAAAGAAAGAAGGAGGGAUGCUGUGAAGUUCUUGAUAGAGAAUGGAGCCUUUUUGCCACCUGAUAUCAAUGAUAGCAGAUUUAACCCUCCUCUUCAUUACUGUCCCGGACUCGAAUGGGCCUAUGAGGAGAUGAAGCGACACCGACAGCUAGAUAUAUCUGCUGGAGAGUACAGCUCUGAAAGUUAA